Messenger RNA from Thermothielavioides terrestris NRRL 8126, 2583 nucleotides. RefSeq lists its product as uncharacterized. The transcript has a single exon. Gene Ontology annotation, molecular function: protein kinase binding; cyclin-dependent protein serine/threonine kinase regulator activity. Gene Ontology annotation, cellular component: cyclin-dependent protein kinase holoenzyme complex; nucleus. Lineage: Eukaryota; Fungi; Ascomycota; Sordariomycetes; Sordariales; Chaetomiaceae. Gene Ontology annotation, biological process: regulation of cyclin-dependent protein serine/threonine kinase activity. Bases 369 to 2441 code for a protein of 690 amino acids. The record is from RefSeq and is a predicted model, not a curated record.
AGACAGCCCCGGCACUUGCCUCCCUUGCCUACCUGCCUGGCCUCGCAACAAACCCCGCCGCCAUCAUUCAACAAGCUGGCCCCGAGUCGGUGACCCCGUCCUGCGCAGCCACUCCUACUUUUCCUCUCUCUUCCCUGAUGUAUACGGCCGCGCUUCGAAACAAUCCCCACCACCGUCUCCAUCGGCCUCCCUCGCCCGCGUCUCCUUCGACGUGCGAUCGAGCCACCUUCGCCAACACUUUUCCUCAUCUGCCCGGCGUCUGCACGCCGCCGGGCGACGAGAUUAUGGGGACCGCAUACGAGGUGCCGCACCUGCAAUCUUGCGAAAGCUAUCUUCUCCCUCCCUCUUCCGUCUACGCACCACCGACGAUGCCGCAGUCCGACCGGCGCCGGCCAGUCUUACACGAGCGUCCGCUCCCAAACGAGCAGCUUCUCCAUCCGAUCUCGCGAUGCACCGCCCUUCCUCCCCACCAACCACCGCAGACCAGAGGGUCGGCUUCGGCAGGAUACCGACCUGCGGCCCAGCCGAGCUCGCUGCACCCGGAGGCGGGCCUGGCGGCGGCGCCAGAAGAAUACCCGCAACAACGCGAGGAGGCCAACCUGCGGCAACCCAAACAACUCACACCCGCGACAGGAAGCUCUCCGGCCGACGGUGAGCAGAACACCGCCGAUGCCAAGAUGACGCACCACAGCAUGAGCAUACCGGAGCGCAUCAGCCCAAGAGGCGGGAGCAUAUCCGAUUUCAUGGCCGACGUGGCGGCCCUAUUCUGGUUCGAGUCGACCAGGCUGCUGGAGAAGGUCGAAAGCGCGGGCCCUGGCACGUCGAUCCAAGCGCCUGCGCCCGCUGCCGUCGCCAGCCAACAUUUCAAGAAGUGGGUCUCCAGCAUCCUGAAUACGACCCAGGUCACUCAGAAUGUGGUCAUACUGGCGCUGCUCUACAUUUACCGGCUGAAGAAGGCGAACCCCACCGUCAAGGGCCGCUCGGGGAGCGAGUACCGCCUGCUCACGGUGGCACUGAUGCUUGGCAACAAGUUCCUGGACGAUAACACCUACACGAACAAGACCUGGGCCGACGUGUCGUGCAUCUCGGUCAACGAGAUCCACGUGAUGGAGGUCGAAUUUCUGAGUAACAUGCGGUACAGCCUCCUGGUGUCGGCCGAGGAGUGGGAACAGUGGCUUGACCGACUGACGAGGUUUUGGUCCUACUUGGAGCUGGCCCGACAUGCCGUCUCACCCUCGCCUUCUCCACUCUUGAUUCCUUCGCCCACUCACCGGAACGGGGUGUCACCGCUGCAAUCGCCCACCGUGCCGCUGACCCCCGGCCUGCACUCGGCCUCUCAAUCUUGCGCCCUCCAGUCGCCCAACCUUGCGCCGUUGGCCAACGAUGCCCGCGCAUGGAUGCCGUCGUACGGCGGCGGAAGCAAUGCAGCCUCCCCGCCGGCGCUGAAGACCGAACACCUUCCCUCGCGGAAGCGGGGAUUCCCCGACGAAGCUUCGGCCGAACCCCCCGCAAAGCGCCUGAGCCAGGUGCCGGUCGGAACGGGGCAGUCGACCGGGCCGCUUACGUCACAAUCGACGCUUCAGCAUCAUGCAACUGCGGUGCAAGCACUACCCGGCUUCCCGCGCUCCGGCGCCGGCCCUCUGCAAACGCGUCCGACACUUGCGCCAGAUCAAGGUCGCCAGCUGGUCCCGACUUUGACACUGAACACCGCUCAGGCUGCCGAGCUUGCCAUCCCGCAGUCUCAGCCCCUCGGGCCUGCCGGGUACACCGCGCCCCAAGCCGCCGCCUUGUCGCUGCCGCCGCUCGCAUCGGGCGUCCGAGCAAUGUCUAUGGUCUUCCCCGUCACAACCUACGCACCUUCCCAACCUACCCCGGCCACCUGCGGGACAUCGACCACCCCGACGAGCAACUUCCCUCCGAUGACGUUCGGCACCCCGACGAAACGCUUGUCACCUCAGAGCGCCUUGGGCGCCUACCCGGGCUCGUCCCCGAUCGUCAUGGCCACCCCGAUGAACGGUUCCGGCGCCACGAGCGGCUUGCAUACGCCGAUCUCGCACUCGCCCUCCAUAUAUCUCCAGCAGCGCAACAGUCCGUACAAGCCAGUGCGGCAUGUCAACACGCUCCUCUACCCUCCGCCCUCGGCCUUCCUGCAGCGGUACCACCUGCCGAACCCGGUGCUGCCCAACCAAAUGCACUAUCAGCCCCUCGGGAAGCGGAACGAGUACCGCACCGGCAUUGUCCCCGAGUUCCUCGAGAGCGUCCACCGGUCGGGGCCGGCGCCGAGCGCUCCUCAGUAUUCCAUUCCUCAGGCUCCUUACCAGCCGCCUGUCUCGCAGAUGCUUCCGGAUCCGCAUCCACAUCCGCUUACCCAUCAACAGAGGGCCCCAUACCAGUCACGUCCUCAGACGCAGCCUGCCCUGCCUUAUCCGGGGCAAUAUUAGGACUCAAGAAGUCCCUCCAAUGUGGCGUCGCCGUCCGCGCCGCGACAUUUUCCGUUCUUCUUUCUCAGUUUGUACCAUUAGUGAGCCGGCACGUCAGCCGCGAUGCAUAUGCAUAGUUUUGGCGUUUGAGGAAUCUUGAUUU